This is a messenger RNA of Megalops cyprinoides (Indo-Pacific tarpon), 1059 nucleotides long. RefSeq names its product histidine-rich glycoprotein-like. The transcript has 2 exons. Bases 1 to 1059 code for a protein of 352 amino acids. Lineage: Eukaryota; Metazoa; Chordata; Actinopteri; Elopiformes; Megalopidae. The record is from RefSeq and is a predicted model, not a curated record.
AUGCACACCAGCUGCAGGAGCCCAGACGGGUCAGACCAGCACCGCCGGGCCCCGGGGCGGCCCGAGAGACGGAUGAGGGGCACGGUCUCGCGGAAAGCAGCAGAACCGUUCCAGACUCCCGGGUCCUGGGGCUUGUCUGGCAUCUGCAGCACCAGAACACGACCAGCCCACACAGAGAGGAACGGUCACUACCACAACAGUCACCAGCACAACGGUCACUACCGCGACAGCCACCAGCACAACGGUCACUACCGCGACAGUCACCAGCACAACGGUCACUACCGCGACAGUCACCAGCACAACGGUCACUACCGCGACAGUCACCAGCACAACGGUCACUACCGCGACAGUCACCAGCACAACGGUCACUACCACAACAAUCACAAGCAGAACGGUCACUACCGCGACAGCCACCAGCACAACGGUCACUACCACGACAGUCACCAGCACAACGGUCACUACCACGACAGUCACCAGCAGAACGGUCACUACCACGACAGUCACCAGCAGAACGGUCACUACCACGACAGCCACCAGCACAACGGUCACUACCACGACAGUCACCAGCACAACGGUCACUACCACGACAGUCACCAGCACAACGGUCACUACCGCGACAGCCACCAGCACAACGGUCACUACCACGACAGCCACCAGCACAACGGUCACUACCACGACAGUCACCAGCAGAACGGUCACUACCACGACAGUCACCAGCAGAACGGUCACUACCACGACAGCCACCAGCACAACGGUCACUACCACGACAGUCACCAGCAGAACGGUCACUACCACGACAGUCACCAGCACAACGGUCACUACCACGACAGUCACCAGCACAACGGUCACUACCGCGACAGUCACCAGCACAACGGUCACUACCACGACAGUCACCAGCAGAACGUUCACUACCGCGACAGUCACCAGCACAACGGUCACUACCACAACAAUCACAAGCAGAACGGUCACUACCACGACAGUCACCAGCAAGACAGAUGCCAUAAGGACUCUAGUAAGACGGUCUACCAGCACGGUCACUACCAAGAUGGCUACCAGUGA